Messenger RNA from Coffea arabica (coffee), 1293 nucleotides. RefSeq names its product GDSL esterase/lipase At5g03610-like. Lineage: Eukaryota; Viridiplantae; Streptophyta; Magnoliopsida; Gentianales; Rubiaceae. Gene Ontology annotation, molecular function: hydrolase activity, acting on ester bonds. The record is from RefSeq and is a predicted model, not a curated record.
UCUGCAAGAAUCCAACUUUCCGGGCCUUUUACUAGUUUCGCUUCUCGCAUAAUUAAUAGAUGGAAAAGCAUACAAUGUUGUAUCCCCCGGCAUACUUCACAUUCUUCAUCCUUUCGAUUUCUUGGACAGCUUGUGCUCCGGAAACUGUAACUGGUGCCAAAGUGCGGUACCAUCAUCAUCAAAAUGCUCCGAACUUGCCGAAGCUUUUUGUUUUCGGUGACUCAUAUGCUGACGCCGGUAAUUCGCCAAAAUCCACAGCAAUCUCUUGGAAGAAGCCAUAUGGGGUGAGCUUUCCGGGUAAACCGUCAGGCAGAUUCUCUGAUGGUCGCGUUCUCACUGAUUACAUAGCUUCAUUUCUUGGCACAAGUUCUCCAAUACCCUUCAAUGAAUGGCUGGGAUUAGGCGAGAAAUCUGCACUGGAAAAUGGAUUGAACUUUGCCGAAGGAGGGACAGGUGUGUUCACAACAUUGGCUAAUGGACCAAAUAUGACAACACAGAUUAAUGUUUUCCAACAACUGGUUCAAGAAGAAGAAGUGUACAGCCCAGAAAACAUGAGUUCUUCAGUUGCUUUAGUGUCUGUGGCUGGCAACGACUAUGCUGCUUAUUUUGGCAAAAAUGGCACCAAUGAGGAAUCGCCUGUUUUCACUAAAUCAAUCAUGAGCCAGCUUGUGUUGGAUCUUCAAAGAAUACAUGGAUUAGGGGUGCGGAGAGUAGGCGUUACAGCAAUGCACCCCUUAGGGUGUUUGCCCAUGACGACUGCUUCCAUUUCACAUAAAAAUUGCAGUGAAAAUGGAAAUUGGCUGGCCAAAUUCCACAACCAAAUGUUGCAGGAAAACAUAGAGAAUCUUAACAAUGAAGCUGGUGCACCUGUGUUUGUGAUCCUUGACCUCUAUAGCGCUUUCAUGUCUGCCUUGAACCUGCAAAACAACCAUCCAGGAAAUUCGACGUUUGAGGAUCAAUUAAGUCCAUGUUGUGUUGGUACUGAAAGGGGUUAUACGUGUGGAAGUGUCAACGGUGUUGGAAUAGAGAAGUACAUCGUAUGCGAGGAUCUCAAGCAAUUCUUCUGGGAUGAUAUUCAUCCUUCGCAACAAGGUUGGGAAGCAGUGUAUUCAGCUCUGAAACCUUCUCUUCAGAGCCUCCUCAAUUGAUCAACCUAGUAUAAAUAUUCCCAUAUGUGCCAGUGAGGCUUUUCAAACAACUACCAUAGUAUUGAUGAAGUUCAUGUACUUGGAUGUAUUAAUCUCUUCUCCUUGGUUUGUCAAGGUUUGCUUUUACACUAUAGACUUAAAAGGA